This is a messenger RNA of Scomber japonicus (chub mackerel), 1474 nucleotides long. It is a transcript of the gene kcnk1b, whose product is annotated as potassium channel, subfamily K, member 1b. Gene Ontology annotation, molecular function: potassium ion leak channel activity. Bases 144 to 1151 code for a protein of 335 amino acids. The record is from RefSeq and is a predicted model, not a curated record. The transcript has 3 exons. NCBI's taxonomy places the organism in Eukaryota, Metazoa, Chordata, Actinopteri, Scombriformes, Scombridae. Gene Ontology annotation, cellular component: membrane. Gene Ontology annotation, biological process: potassium ion transmembrane transport; stabilization of membrane potential.
CAUUUCAGCUUUGUCUUUAUUAACAUCCCCCUUCUGUAGGCGAUAUUUGGGCUGUAUAGCACGUCAGGUGGUUACAUUCAUUUUUAGUUUACAGGGCUAUCAUAUUUAUCAAAACUUGAGGUAAUACAGGCUACCUCUUGAAAAUGCUUCAGUCUCUGGCCAGCAAUUCGUGUGUGCGGUUGAUACAGAGUCACAAAUCGACGUGGUAUUUUGUGUCUCUAGUCUUGGGGUAUCUACUUUAUCUUAUAUUCGGCGCUGUUGUCUUUUCUUCGGUCGAGCUGCCCUAUGAAGACCUCCUACGCCAGGACCUGCGGGCCAUGAAAAAACAGUUCCUCUUGGAGAAUGAAUGCCUAACCGAGGAGCGUCUGGAGCGCUUUCUAAAGAAAGCCCUUGAUGCCAGUAAUUAUGGGGUUUCCAUCCUUAAUAACGCCUCAGCUAACUGGAACUGGGACUUCACGUCUGCGCUGUUUUUUGCGAGCACCGUGCUGUCUACCACAGGAUAUGGUCAUACAGCACCACUGUCAGACGGUGGCAAGGCCUUCUGCAUAAUCUACUCUGUCAUUGGCAUCCCCUUCACUCUCCUUUUCCUCACUGCUGUGGUGCAAAGGAUCAUGGUGUUCAGCACUCGGAGGCCGAUCAUGUACAUCCACACACGCUGGGGUCUGUCCAAACCGCUGGUAGCCAUCGUUCAUGCCAUUGUUCUUGGUAUAGUGUCCGUCUCUUGCUUCUUUCUCAUUCCGGCCGCCAUCUUCUCAGCCCUGGAGGAGAACUGGAACUUCCUGGAGUCCUUCUACUUCUGCUUCAUUUCACUCAGCACCAUCGGCCUGGGAGAUUACGUACCUGGAGAAGCUGCUAAUCAGAGGUUCCGGGAGCUCUACAAAGUGGGCAUCACCCUCUACCUGAUCCUGGGUCUGAUAGUCAUGCUGGUGGUGCUGGAGACCUUCUGUGAGCUACAGCAACUGAAGCAGCUGAGGAAGAUGUUCUACCUGAAGAAGGAGAAGCCGCAAGACCGCCUCGCUAUCUUGGAGCAUGACCACCUCUCCUUCACUACGGUGUCCAACAGAGCUGCGGCCCACAGUGAGGAAAAAACCCAGCCAUUUGUUGGUGUCCCAACUCUGUCCUCUCCCAAUGAUGAUCCCAUGAUCCAGUAAAGAUCGGCAGUGCAAACAAUUAUUGAAGGAUCAAUUAAUUAAAGUAGGGGAUAAUGCACGCAAGACUAGAUAAAAUGAGUAGACAUAAGUCUAAGCUGUUGGCAUCCUGCAAAACUCAUUCCUGCAAAUUUUAGUAUGUUAGUUGAGACAAUUCAGACCAAGAAAAACGAUCCUCUUUACCAACCAAAAUGAUUACUAUACGCUGCCAUGUUGCAGAAAGAAAAUAUAUGUACAUUAAAAAAGGAAAAAUUUAUAUUUUAUCAAUGACUAUAAAUACAUGGUCAUUGAUAAAAGAAAAGCCUUCUGCUGUAUUUAUGACUCAC